Molecule: messenger RNA, 438 nt
Organism: Rhagoletis zephyria (snowberry fruit fly)
Lineage: Eukaryota; Metazoa; Arthropoda; Insecta; Diptera; Tephritidae
Product: odorant receptor 59a-like
Biological process (GO): sensory perception of smell; detection of chemical stimulus involved in sensory perception of smell
Cellular component (GO): plasma membrane
Molecular function (GO): olfactory receptor activity; odorant binding
Source: RefSeq, a predicted model, not a curated record
AUUAAGGACCAGAAAAAUCUUUAUAGGCUAUUCGAUUUACUGCAAGAAGUGAUCUCUUUGCCGAUGCUGAUUCAGUUCACCGUAACAGCUUUCAACAUUUGUGUAGCCAUGAUUGUAUUGCUGUUCUACAUAGAUACGCCGCUCGAGCGGCUCUACUAUCUGACAUACUUCCUGGCUAUGCCACUUCAAAUCUUUCCCAUUUGCUAUUAUGGCAGCAGCCUGCAGCAGCUUUUCGGUCAGCUGCAGUACGAAGUAUUUCGAUGUAAUUGGCCCGAUCAAACACGGCGCUUUAAGAAAGAAAUGAUUCUAUUUACCGAGCGUGCGUUGAAGGAAACCACCGCUAUGGCUGGUGGCAUGAUAAGAAUACAUCUUGAUACCUUUUUCUCGACUCUAAAGGGUGCAUAUUCGCUUUUCGCAGUGAUUAUGAAAGCGAAGUAA